CGCUGUUCGUAAUUCGAUAAUCGAUUUUUAGUGUUUGUGUUUAGGAGCUUCCUGUUCUUUUUAAUACCGGAGUUGUGUGACACUUGAAUUGCUUCUGAUUUACCAUCGAAUAAUACCUGUGAGGAGCACUCGUUAUGGCAGCUUACGGUGCUGCAGCAUUUCCUCCGCAAGCAGCAAAUGCUGCACAGGGAACUACUGAUCCAAAUGCAUCCGUUGCUGUGGCAGCAACUUACCAACAAUAUGAUCCGGCAGCAUUAGCGCAGUACCAGCAAGCAUGGCAACAGUACUAUGCAGCAGUAGGCCAGGCUGGCAUAGCGGGCGGAGUUCCAGGAGUUGCGCCACCAGGAGCUGGAUCCGUACCGACACCUGUACCGCAGGGAGUACAAGCAGCUACACCUGAUCCGAAUGCCGCUCAUAAUUAUUCGGGAUAUUUUGCGCAAGCAGGGGCUCCCCAAGGACAAAAUGGAGCAUCGGUACCAACAUAUGGAAACGCUUCAGCCCCGGCUUACGGCGUACUACAGGGAGGUAGAAGAGGUGCACCGCAACAUGGUGGUUCUGUGACUGGCAAAAAUGUUUAUGAUUAUGAAGAUGACCAUGUUGGCCGAGGUGGUUACGGAGAUGGUGGUGAACGUUAUGGUGGUCGAGAUGAUCGAGGAGGUCGUGAUGAUCGCGUAAGUCGCGGAGGUUAUGAUAGAGAUCGUGGUGGCUAUGGCGAUAGAGACAGAGAUCGUGGUGGUCGGGAAGACAGAGGUGGACGGGAUCGUCCGAGUCGUUGGAGUGAUGAACGUGAUCGUGGUGGAUCUGGCGGUGAUGACUACCGCGGAGGACCGGGUGCUGGAGGCCCGGGCGCUCGUGGAGGCUAUCAAGAUAGAGCUGGGCCUCGUUCUGGUAGUGGGUAUGGAGUUGGUUCACGUGAUGACCAAAUCGAAGUUCGAGAAACUGUUUUCAUCCAAGGAAUACCUGUGACAGCAAAUGAGCAAUUCAUUGCCGAUGUGUUCAGUACCCAAGGAGAUAUAGCACGUAACGAUCGUACGGGUGAACCCCGGAUCAAGAUUUACACUGAUCGUGAAACAAAUCAGCCGAAAGGCGAAUGCACAAUUACCUUCGUUGACGCAAAAACUGCUGAACGAGUAAUAAAUGUUUAUAAUGGACAGUGUUUUCCGGGAAGUGAACAGUGCAUGAGCCUCAGUUUUGCAAAGUAUAAGACAGACAUUUCGCGAAGUGGUGGAGGUAGGGGCGGCCGCGGCAGUUUUGGCGGGGAACGUGGAGGACGUGGCUUUGAUAGAGGUGGAAGAGGAGGUGGUUUCGGUGGUAGAGGACGAGACGAAGGUGGAUAUGGAGGCGGUGGCGGAGGGCGCUACAGUGAUCGUGAUGGCGGCGGACGUGGUGGCCGUUUUGGCGGCGGUGGACGAGGUGGUUUUGAUGAUAGAGGAGGUUAUGGUGACAGGGGAGACCGGGGAGGACCUUUCGGUGGUGGAGGAUUCGGCGACCGAGGAGGACGUGGAGGGGGCCGGGGUGGAUACGGUGGACCACGUGAUGAUUAUGGAAGAGAUAGUCGUGGAGGAGGGAGAGGUGGCCGUGGUGGUGAUAGAGGUAGUCGAGGUAGCGAUAGAGGAGGCCGUGGAAGAGGGCGGGGCUCGGGUACUGGAGCUAAUACGGAGCCACGGCCCAACGAUUGGUCAUGCGAUGGCUGUGGUAACACUAAUUUUGGUUUCCGGCAAGAAUGCAAUCGAUGUCAUGCUCCUCGACCUGGUGGUAGUAAUAGUGGCAUUGGACCAAUGCGAGGUGGUGGUGGACGAGGACGCGGCGAUCGAUCAGCUCCCUACUGACAAAGCCCUUUGUUACCUACCCACUGUUACACUGCUUUGUUAUGUUUAAUGCAUGUUAUCGAAAAUUGAAAACUGAACAAAAUCGUUCAGGAAUCAAAGAUUUAUGAAGCAUUUUCUCCUCAGUCUGACCUGAAUCCAUCUACAUCAUAUUAAGCAAAUAACACAUUAAGCGUUUCUCAACCGCAUGAAUUUUACCGUCGUUCUGUUCUAUUCUUCAUGUUGCGUGAAUCUGUUGUCCUCAUCACAAUUGUGAAGUAUUAUGAUUUUAUGUUAUUUGCAUAGCCUCAUUUCUUUAUUUAUAUUCAAUUUUAUAUUAGAGAUCUUUGUAAUUGAUUCCACCUUUACUCUUACCUAUCUUUUUGGAAAGUUUCCUUUCGUGUUUAGCUUCAUGGAAAUCACUGUUAUCUGUUUUUAAUCAUUUUGAUAAAGUAUGUGUUCUUUACUUAUUUC
Molecule: messenger RNA, 2279 nt
Organism: Loa loa (African eye worm)
Lineage: Eukaryota; Metazoa; Nematoda; Chromadorea; Rhabditida; Onchocercidae
Product: Zn-finger in Ran binding protein
Exons: 13
Coding region: 135-1829 (564 amino acids)
Biological process (GO): regulation of DNA-templated transcription
Cellular component (GO): nucleus
Molecular function (GO): transcription coregulator activity; RNA binding
Source: RefSeq, a predicted model, not a curated record